GACACGGAUUCAUUAAACCAGGUGAAACCAAUCCUGGAUAGGUGCGCGCUCACGGCUCACUCAAAUAGACCCCGCCACAGAUCACAGAUUAACUGAUUUACCAUGGCAACUAGAGCCGCGUACUUUUCCCCGUCGGAAGCACAAAUCCUCAUGGAGGCAUACGAGGAGGUAAAAGAUAUAAUUAAGAAGAAAGGCAACACCGCCACAGUGAUAAAGCAAAGAGAAAAAGCGUGGCAAAGUAUUGCAGACCGCCUGAAUGCAUUAAACAUGAACGGGCCAAAACGGGCAUGGCAGCAGGUCAAAAUCAAAUACAAGAACAUUCUGCAGAAUGCAGUGAAAAAGAAUACCCACAGACAAGGCACGGGUGGUGGGUCACCAAAGGCUGACCUUACCCCAGCAGAGGACAUGGCCUUGGAGCUAAAUAAAGGCAGGCCCGUCUUAGAGGGGAUCCCUGGGGGGAAAGAGACGAGCAUAGGUUCCUCCCAAGAUGCCACCCGCUUCAUUCAAGUGUCUGGCAGCACUGUGUUCCUGUUAGAGCCACCAGCACAAGCACCAGAUGAUGCUGAUCCAGGUGAAGGCCCCAGUGCAGCAGCAACAGCACAUGAUGGAGACGAUGAUGAUGAUGAGGAGGAGACCAUCUCUCUGGAUUCCAGAAGGCAUGAGGACCCAGAUGCUAUACAGUGGGAAAACCAGCCUGGCAACAUAAGCUCACAAGCUAUCAGAAAGUUGUAUGGCAACCACCUCCGGCGCCAAAUAGAACUGGCAGACAUAGACAUUCAGUACAAGAAGAAAAAGAUGGAAAAUCUUGCACUGGAGUCCGAAAUAAAAAAGAGGACAAUUAGGAAACUGGACCUUGAAAUAAAAAAACUUGAGAGGGAGGUGAGAUAUGCCUUCAAUGUACACUGUAUGCUAACUGUAACACAAAUGUAUUAAUCAUUAUUUGUAUUUCCUCCCCCAGCUCCAAGAAGAUGACACAGCUCAAAAUAAAAAUUAGGUAUAUUCUCGUAAAGUCAAGUGAGCCAUGACAUAUGAGCUCUUAUUGUGAGCACACAGGACGGUGGCAUCUUUCUAAGGUUUUUUUUAUUUUCCCAGCAAUCAGUACAACCAAGUCAUCGUUAUAAGGUAUCGCCCUCUUUUGCCCACCCCCCCAGCACCAGGUGUGGCCACUAGCCUAUAUGAAGGCCCAAAAUUGUGUGUUCCUUUCUGCUCUGACAAUGGCAUGCCCAUUCGUGCGAGACGUGGUGGAUGAAGAAGCACUUGUGCUGAGGAGAGCCUUCAGGCGAGA
Molecule: messenger RNA, 1285 nt
Organism: Oncorhynchus gorbuscha (pink salmon)
Lineage: Eukaryota; Metazoa; Chordata; Actinopteri; Salmoniformes; Salmonidae
Exons: 7
Coding region: 103-933 (276 amino acids)
Cellular component (GO): nucleus
Source: RefSeq, a predicted model, not a curated record